GUAGUGUAGAUGCAGGAUCAAACUGACAGAUCAGGAAGAAGAGAUUGCCGGAGUUUUCACAGUUCUCUAGAAGUCUAGAGUUUCGUUUUUAAAUAUUGGGUUUUAAAUUAAAUCUUAAGUUGAUAAAGCGAAAGGAUCCGACGCAAAGAUGUCUGUUGCCGGACUAAAGAAACAGUUUUAUAAAGCGAGUCAGAUGAUGAGUGAGAAGGUGGGAGGCGCAGAAGGAACCAAACUGGAUGAGGACUUUAAAGACCUUGAGAGGAAGGCUGACGUCACCAGCAAAGCCAUAUCAGAUGUGCUCUGCAAAACUACCGAAUACCUGCAGCCUAACCCAGUAUCAAGGUCGAGGCUGACCAUGUUGAACACCAUGUCUAAAAUGCGCGGGCAGAUGAAUAGCCCAGGUUACCCGCAGGCAGAAGGACUUCUUGGAGAGUGUAUGCUCAAAUACGGCAGAGAAAUGGGAGAGGACACCAACUUUGGUGGUGCUUUAGUGGAGAUGGGAGAUGCCAUGAAGAGACUGGCAGAAGUGAAAGACUCUCUAGACAUUGACGUCAAACAGAACUUCAUUGACCCUUUCCAAGCUAUAGUCGACAAGGACCUGAAAGACAUACAGCAUCAUCUGAAGAAACUGGAGGGCCGUCGACUGGAUUACGACUACAAGAAGAAGCGUCAGGGGAAGAUUCCAGAUGAGGAGCUCAGGCUAGCAGAAGUGAAGUUCGAAGAGUCCAAAGAUGUAGCUGAAACCAGCAUGCAGAACCUUCUGGACACUGACGUGGAGCAGGUGACUCAGCUCGCAGCUUUGGUCGAAUCUCAGCUGCAGUUUCACAGACAGUCUAUGGAAAUCCUGGAGGAGCUGGCACAGAGAAUGAGAGAAAGAGUAAACGAGGCCCAAUCUCAGCCGCGCCAGAAACGGAUGCCUGCGUCCAGACCCAGCUUUGAUUGUUUAGAUCAGGAAGACUCAAACGGAGGCUGGAGUCCAUCAGCAGCCACGCAAAGACUGACUAUUGUUUUCCCUUCUUUUACGUCAGCGGCCCCCUCCUUUAACAGGACAUCUUCACGGCAAAAACGCAAUUCGACAGAUCAGCCCUGCUGCAAGGCUCUGUAUGACUUUGAACCGGAGAACGACGGAGAGCUUGGCUUCUACGAGGGUGACAUUAUCAAGCUGACCAAUCAGAUAGACGAGAACUGGUUCGAGGGAACCGUGCAUGGCCAUACCGGAUUGUUCCCCUGUACCUACGUAGAGGUGAUGGUGCCACUGCGGCACUGAUCCCACACAAAACAGGAAGAGGAAGUGCAAUGGCAGGUACAGAGAGGGAGAAAGGGAAAUUCUGUGACUUGUAUUUCACUUUGAGCACUUUGACCUCCUGAGAGAGAUGUUGGAUAAUAAACAGUUAGUGUCGGGGGCUAUUAUUUGUUACUUAGGGUUUCAGGUCCAGUGUUUUAGUUCAUCUUAGGAAACACUAGCAUUCCCCAAAGUACAUUAAAUAUAAUUGAAAAGUAUGUCAGAAAAUCCGUUUUGGGAGUGUUCAUUGUAGAGGCAAAUUGAUUUUAUUUAGCUAUCAGUUUCCUAUAAUGAUGUUACUAAGAAGUGUCUUCUGUUGGUAAUCACUGACCUCUAGCGGCCGCAUUUGUGUAUAACAUGUCAAAAUGCUUCCUAGCCUUUGUCAAUAACUGCUCAGCUCUUUCUGAAUGGCUCAAAGCUCAAUGUGUUUGUGCAGUUGUUCAUUUGAACCUCAUGACUGUUUAACUAACCCAUUCCCGUUAGCUUUAGUUGUGUUGGGUUUGUAUCUUUUCCCUUUAAGAUAUAUGCCCCCCCCCCCCCAAAUAUGUAGGCCUAUUCUAUUAUAAUUUACUCACCCUUGCAUUCUAUUUAUUUUCUGAACUGCUUUUAGCUUUUGAACACAAAAUAAGAUAUUAUGAAGAAUGUUGGUUUACAGUAGCCAUUGAAUUCCAUAUUAUGGAAAAAUAAAUUAAAAUUAAAAAUAAAAAUACUAUGGAAGUCAAUGGCUACAGUCAGAUGUAGCCAUUAUUCACAAUAUUUUAUUUUGUGUUCAGCAGAAGAAAGAAACUCAUACAAGUUUUGGGCAACUGGAGGGUGAGUAAAUGAUGUCAAAUUUGGAUGAACUAUCUCUUUAAAUGCACUAAUGCUGUGCAUUAAUAAUGAGGUGAAGGGAGGUGAACAAAAAGGGAGGUCAACAGAUCAAUAAACUGUCUUUGCAUGAGCAUCAACCGGGAGCAUUAACUCAAAAAUGAAAAAUAAGUUUCAUUUUCUCACCCUCAUGUUGUUCCAAACCCAUCCAGUUUCAUCAUAUUGAAGAGUCAUAUGGUUUUGAAUGACACGAGAGUGAGUAAAUGAAACUGUUUCUUUAAAUGAUCACUUCCUGCUUGCAAAUUGUUUUUAAAUGAUUAUGUAAAUGAGGGAAAUUCAGCUGUUUGAAGAACCAGAAGUACCAGUUUGUGUUUAUGUAAACAUUUUUAGUUUUCUUUUUCAGCAUGAUACCAUUAUUUGUUGUUUUUUUCUGGAAAAGAGAACCCUUAUAAAUCCACUUUUGGACUGUAUGUGUUUCUGAGAAGUAUAGUGGGACUCACACAAUUAAAAACCUCAGCUUACAGAUAUUACAUUAUUACAGCUUACAUUAGAGCUCAGCGUGGAUGUUGAGCUCUUGAAAAGGGAAA
Messenger RNA from Carassius auratus (goldfish), 2676 nucleotides. Its product is annotated as endophilin-A2-like. Gene Ontology annotation, biological process: synaptic vesicle uncoating. Lineage: Eukaryota; Metazoa; Chordata; Actinopteri; Cypriniformes; Cyprinidae. The record is from RefSeq and is a predicted model, not a curated record. Gene Ontology annotation, cellular component: cytoplasm; glutamatergic synapse; presynapse. Gene Ontology annotation, molecular function: protein binding. The transcript is spliced from 10 exons. The coding region runs from base 149 to 1267 and encodes 372 amino acids.